UGUGUUGCUGAUGUCAGCCUUUGUUGGGACAGUUUAGCCCGGCCACACAUAACCGUAGUCCACGCCGCUCCCAUCAUACACGGUCUAGGGGGACUCGCAGCCAUCGCCUGUGGCCCGCAGCACAGCACAGGGAAGCGGCAGGAAGGAGCUGGAGCCUGAGAGACCCCCAGCCCCGGCCAGGGGUGCAACAACAUGAGGCUACAACUGAUCCACCAGAAGGUGAAGGCAUCUUCUCCGUCCCUGGAUGGCAGUGUCAUCUGCACCUCGCCGAGCCCUGGACUGCACAAGAUCUACCGGGAGGCGGUGCUGGUGCUGGGAGUCAUCCUCAUCCUUGUCCUCCUGAUGCUGAUACAACUCCUGCUCUUCCCACUCAACCAGCAACUCAACAAGACCGCUCGGACCGAGAGUGGGCCAGCACCAUUGGUGGAGCAGCUGAGGAGGACCUGCACCGACCCCUGCAGUGUCGUCCUCGUUGAAAGUAUUCCAGAGGGGAUGCAAUUUGGGACCAAUUUCACCAGCAACCCGUCCAUCUACGAUGGCUGGAUGGGGCUGUUGAGUGAGGCGGGGAGCAGUCUGGACAUUGCUUCCUUUUACUGGACCAUGGCCAACAUCGACACCAGGACCACGGAGCCCACGGCCGCUCAGGGUGAAGCCAUCUUGAAGGAAAUGCAGAGGGUUUCGGGAAAACUAGAGGUGAGAGUCGCAGUCAGUAAACCCUCCAAGCACCAGACGUUGGCCGACCUGGAACUACUGCAGCAGAGCGGAGCCAAGGUGAGAGUGGUGGACAUGCCCAGACUGACCAGCGGCGUGCUACACACCAAGUUCUGGAUUGUGGAUAAGAAGCACUUGUUCAUCGGGAGCGCAAACAUGGAUUGGCGAUCGCUGACACAGGUGAAGGAGCUGGGAGUUGUGGUCUACAACUGCAGCUGCCUGGCUGAGGACCUGGGCAAGAUUUUCGAGGCGUACUGGAGCAUCGGUGGGACUAACGGCAGCAUCCCCGACCCCUGGCCCAGCAACUACUCCACCCCCUACAACAAGGACAACCCCAUGCAGCUGAAGUUGAACAACACCCCGGCCAGUGUCUACUUCUCAAGCUCCCCUCCUGCUCUGUGUCCAGCGGGCCGGACCGAUGACCUUGCGUCCGUCCUCAGCAUCAUCGAUGACGCAGAUGAUUUUGUGUACGUGGCCGUCAUGAGUUAUAUUCCCGUUCUCAUGUUCACGUAUCCCAGAAGGUUCUGGCCGACCAUCGACAACCACCUGCGGAAGGCAGCGUUCGAGCGGAAGGUGCACGUGCGCCUCCUCAUCAGCUGCUGGCAUCACACGGACCCCUCGGUCUUCCCGUUCCUCCAGUCCCUGACCGCACUGAGCCGCCACGGGAAAGGGCUGCACGUGGAAGUGAAAAUCUUUGUUGUCCCGGCAACCCAGGAGCAAAGCAAGAUCCCGUACGCUCGAGUCAACCACAACAAGUACAUGGUGACGGACAAGGUGGCCUACAUAGGGACAUCCAACUGGUCUGGCGACUACUUUGUGGACACGGCGGGGGUGGGGCUGGUAGUGAACCAGACGUCUUCAAGGCGGGGGCUGCCAGAGCCCACCGUCCAGCAGCGACUACUGGAGGUGUUCAAGCGAGACUGGGACUCGCCGUACAGCAAGCUCCUGGAGCCCGGGCUGAAGCGUCACGAUGUCUGUAGAUCCUUCUAAACCACCUGGGAUGAGGAACAGCUCCCUCCCACGCCGAAAGCCAAAGGACCAGCUCGGGACGGAGCCCUGGGACUCGAACUCGUGGAUGUCCAUUAGAACGUGCAGGAUGCAAUCACCAACCUCCGUCGGGAAUUCCCCUGAUCAUCGUUGUGGCUUUGGCAGACUAUCCGGGCAAUUCCCGAGUCCGUUUUUGCCUUGUUGUGGGCAGGGAAUGAUUUGAGGCACCCUCGGGAAAAUUCAGCGUAUUUUGUCCUCGACAAAGACGGAGAGAUGGUGGCUCACCGCUUGCUUGUCGCUGUCCCUUAUCCAUCCACGUUCCUCUGUUAUCCCCCCCCGUGCCCAGGUACAGCAUUGCAGUGUUUGGAAAGACACACAAUGUUGGAGUAACUCAGCGGGUCAGUCAGCAUCUCUGGAGAAUGCUUCAGGCCAAAACCCUACUUCGGGAACUUCAUCUAUCCCAUGUUCUCC
Messenger RNA from Amblyraja radiata (thorny skate), 2169 nucleotides. RefSeq names its product phospholipase D family member 3 (gene pld3). The transcript is spliced from 12 exons. Gene Ontology annotation, molecular function: catalytic activity. NCBI's taxonomy places the organism in Eukaryota, Metazoa, Chordata, Chondrichthyes, Rajiformes, Rajidae. The coding region runs from base 193 to 1701 and encodes 502 amino acids. The record is from RefSeq and is a predicted model, not a curated record.